AUGGCAAUCAUACGCCCAGGCAGGAUAAGGUCCAUUCUCUUUCUGACCUUCGCCUUAAUCCUCAUCUGCACCUUCUACCUCUACUGGACUCCGCCGCCUGCCUCCACGAUCCCCAGUACCGCCUUCGAAGUUCCGCUUACAGAGCGCCAGAAUAUCUUCUGGAAGGCCCUCAAACCAAUUCUCGAUGCGCACGCUCCAAAUUGUCCUCCUCCCACCCUGCAAGCAAACGCGGGGGCACAUCACUUCAAUGCCUCUACUACGGAUCCCCGUCCGGACCUGGUCAUGUUUGAUAACGAGAACGACAUCGUAGCGAUGGAGGAAGCCCAUUCGGGGUAUAUAAACGCUGUUCGGAACGAUAAGAAGCUGCGUCCCGCGCAUUCUCCGGGGACGCGCGGUAUCGUGUCGACGGCAGGCGGCGCCUACUUGCCCGUUUUUGUAUCCUCACUCCGGAUGCUGCGUCGAACAGGAUCCACUCUACCCGUUGAAGUAUACAUGAAGGACAUCACCGAAUAUGAGAAGCAACUCUGCGAAGAAGUCCUCCCCGAAAUGGGUGCACGGUGUAUGGUGCUCUCCGACGUGAUUGGGAAGGAUUCGAUCGCACAUUUUCAGCUCAAGAUCUUCGCUGUCCUUUUCUCAUCAUUCGAAGAAGUCAUCUGGAUGGAUGCCGACUGUUUCCCCCUGGACAAACCCGAGAUCCUCCUCAACAACGAGCCAUAUAAGUCAAAUGGCCUGGUCACUUGGCCUGAUUUUUGGGCGUCAUCGGUAUCACCCGAGUACUUUCGCAUCUCUCGCCAGGAAGUCCCUCCAAUGACCGAACGACAAUCUUCCGAGGCUGGAAUCUUCCUUGUGUCAAAACAGAACCACUACUUCACACUCCUGCUGGCCGCUUAUUAUAAUUAUUACGGUCCGUCGCAUUACUUCCACCUCCUCUCACAAGGCGGGCCGGGUGAGGGUGACAAAGAGACCUUCCUGCAGGCCGCUCGCGCGGUGAAUGAGCCAUUUUACGCUGUCAGCGAGAGAGUGCAAGCUGUCGGCCAUCGUAAGGAAGACGGUGGGAUCUCUGGCUCCGCCAUGGUACAAUCGGAUCCCAUCGGGGAUUACGCCCUCACUUCUCAAGGGAAGUGGCGUGUACAGGAUCCGUCAGUGGACAAUCCGCCCCGAGUCUUCUUCAUCCACGCCAACUACCCCAAGUUCAAUCCGGCAGGAGAUGUGUUCGGAACGCAGUUUGAGACAGCUCCCACUGUCGGCCCAGACGGGCAAGACUCGAGAGCCUGGACUGCCCCCGAAGACACUCUCAGACGGUUUGGUUUUGACAUUGAACGAAACUAUUGGGAAGAGAUUAAGUGGGUCAGCUGCAACCCGGACAUCAAGUUCCGUGCAUGGCAAGUGAAAUCAGAGAUUUGCGACAAGGUCGUCAGCUACUGGAACAAUGUCUUCGCCGAACCGCACGAGGAUGAUCCUGUUUUUGUAGCUGAUGGGUGA
Aspergillus terreus NIH2624 is the source of this 1482-nucleotide messenger RNA. Its product is annotated as alpha-mannosyltransferase. Bases 1 to 1482 code for a protein of 493 amino acids. Gene Ontology annotation, cellular component: Golgi apparatus. NCBI's taxonomy places the organism in Eukaryota, Fungi, Ascomycota, Eurotiomycetes, Eurotiales, Aspergillaceae. The transcript has a single exon. Gene Ontology annotation, molecular function: alpha-1,2-mannosyltransferase activity. Gene Ontology annotation, biological process: mannan biosynthetic process. The record is from RefSeq and is a predicted model, not a curated record.